Capsicum annuum is the source of this 2147-nucleotide messenger RNA. RefSeq names its product splicing factor U2af small subunit B. The transcript has 6 exons. Gene Ontology annotation, cellular component: spliceosomal complex; U2AF complex. Gene Ontology annotation, molecular function: pre-mRNA 3'-splice site binding; metal ion binding. NCBI's taxonomy places the organism in Eukaryota, Viridiplantae, Streptophyta, Magnoliopsida, Solanales, Solanaceae. Gene Ontology annotation, biological process: mRNA splicing, via spliceosome. The coding region runs from base 182 to 1228 and encodes 348 amino acids. The record is from RefSeq and is a predicted model, not a curated record.
UCAAACGACCUUAUUUGUCAAUCUUUUACUAUAUUUACAAAUUUACCCUUACAUCCUAAAAAAUCCACCACUAGAAAACCCCCAGCCGAUAUUGACAAACCCUAAAAAAUAACCCAAUCGGUGGAGUGCUGAGUCUGGUAGAACAACAACAAAGCAGCAAAGAGAAUUUGUUGGUGUUGAGAUGGCGGAGCAUUUAGCAUCUAUAUUUGGUACAGAGAAAGACAGGGUGAAUUGUCCCUUCUAUUUUAAGAUCGGUGCUUGUCGUCAUGGUGACCGUUGUUCUAGGCUUCAUACGAAACCUAGUAUUAGUCCCACAUUAGUACUCUCUAAUAUGUAUCAACGUCCUGAUAUGAUUACUCCUGGUGUUGAUCCUCAAGGUCAGCCACUUGAUCCCCGCCAGAUCCAGCGUCACUUCGAGGACUUCUAUGAAGAUUUGUUUGAAGAGCUUAGCAAGUAUGGAGAGAUUGAAAACCUUAACAUCUGCGACAAUUUAGCUGACCACAUGGUUGGUAAUGUUUAUGUCCAGUUCAGAGAGGAAGAUCAUGCUGCAAGUGCUCUUCAGAAUCUUACUGGAAGAUUUUAUGCAGGACGUCCAAUCAUUGUUGACUUCUCCCCAGUGACUGAUUUUCGGGAAGCCACUUGUAGGCAGUAUGAGGAAAAUGUAUGCAACCGAGGGGGCUAUUGCAACUUCAUGCAUCUGAAAAAGAUAAGCAGGGAUCUGAGGCGGCAAUUAUUUGGGAAAAGUAGUAGGCGAAGGCACAGCCGCAGUAGAAGCCGAAGUCCACAUGGUAAUCGCAAUUAUGAAGAGCGCCCACAGGGAGGCCGUGGUGCUGGUAGAAGAGGAGGUGGAGGAGGCGGUGAUCGCUACCAUGAUAGAGGGAGGAGGCCUAGAAGCAGAAGUCCUGGACGAAGGAGUGGACACAGCAGAAGUCCUGGGGGCAGGAGAAAUAGAAGUCCAAUCAGGGAAGGAAGUGAGGAGAGAAGAGCAAAGAUUGAACAAUGGAACAGGGAAAAGGAAGAGGCAGGAUCUGGGAGGAAUCAUGGCGGUAGUGCACGCAGGGAAGAAAGGGAAGGCAGUGCUGAGAGGAGGGCAAAGAUUGAGCAAUGGAAUAGGGAGAAGGAAGAGGCAGAGUCUGCUAAAUACAAUAAUUUUGACACUGAUAAUGGCAGGAAUGAUGGUGGCAAUCACUAUGGAGAACAGUUUGAUGAUUACCCCAAGCAGCAGUAGGUAGAAAAUGGAAGUGAUGGUGGCUACUAAUAGUAGUGUUGCUCUGGGUGGAGUACAGGUCCACUGUCCUAUGAUUUUGAAAAAAGCAUAAUCCAUCAAUUGUCUUAUUUUUACCAAAUUUAAAAGUACAGGACUUCAUUUAACAGGGAUCAUAGUGAGGCCUUCUUAGGAACACAGCCAUUUUUCCCGACUCUGAUGCAUCCGUUGCUUGCACAGUGAAGCUUGCAGUGCUCAAUUUUUCUUUUUGUUUUUUCCAAUGUCCUUUUCCUGUCUCCUGCUGACAACUAUUUAUUUCUUAUUUAGGUUACCAGCCAGGAGUAAGAACACACCUAUUAUUGAUAGAACAUUUUUUAACUUUAGGGCGAGUCGAAUGGUCUUUUCUCUCCUUGGUUUAUUCUUCCUGAAAAUGAAAGCAUUUGAUCAAGCGGUUGUGAUUUAAAAACACAACCCGUGAAGAAUUCUGCCCACCUUAGCUUUGUUAGUUGUGUCAGUCUAGAGGCGUCUCUCUUUAUAGGAUAAAGCAUAUUGUUUGACAUUUUAAUAAGAUUGAUGUUAUCUAUUCCAAGUUUUUGCAGGUUAAAGGUUCCUGCUUUGCCGUGGUCGUGCCUACCUUUACAUUGCAGCUUACAAUGGUCUUGUAUACAGGUUUUCUCUGCUGCAGACGUGUCCACAGGACUUUUAACAUGCUAGGAAUGGUGAGAAGUGAAGGAACGAAGUCCAUGGACCUAUGAAGUUCUUUUUCUGUUUUGGCGUUUUACCAUUUGUUAGUAUUACAGGUUUAUAUCAUCAAAGACAAGAGUUCUGUGUGUAACUGUACUGGUCUGUCAACUGUUGGGUUGAGUUCGUUUCAGUAUUUUUUUUAUCGUGUUUACUUCUGUUGAACAAAUUUGCUUAAGAUAGCAGGAUUUUUGUGUUGCUA